Asterias rubens (European starfish) is the source of this 7633-nucleotide messenger RNA. RefSeq names its product gamma-aminobutyric acid type B receptor subunit 2-like. The transcript is spliced from 16 exons. The record is from RefSeq and is a predicted model, not a curated record. Gene Ontology annotation, biological process: G protein-coupled receptor signaling pathway; gamma-aminobutyric acid signaling pathway. Lineage: Eukaryota; Metazoa; Echinodermata; Asteroidea; Forcipulatida; Asteriidae. Gene Ontology annotation, molecular function: G protein-coupled GABA receptor activity. Gene Ontology annotation, cellular component: G protein-coupled receptor heterodimeric complex; membrane. The coding region runs from base 665 to 3037 and encodes 790 amino acids.
UUUCAGAUACACAAGAGCUAGUGCUCGGGGACCACAGUUACUACGCAGGCAGUCAGAGUGAACACACUGCGAACUGCGAGCUGCCGACGUUGAGCCAGAUUCAACGCUUCAUGGGAUUUUCUUUUUACGAAGAGUGGAUUUUGUUUCAUCGGGAGACGUUUCUUAUACGGUGUUUUCUCUUUCAGAUACACAAGAGCUAGUGCUCGGGGACCACAGUUACUACGCAGGCAGUCAGAGUGAACACACUGCGAACUGCGAGCUGCCGACGUUGAGCCAGAUUCAACGCUUCAUGGGAUUUUCUUUUUACGAAGAGUGGAUUUUGUUUCAUCGGGAGACGUUCGGAGAUUUCGCCUUUUCGGGUUGGCGUUUGACAUUAUUAUCCAACUCAGUUGUCGGUAGGAAUUAAGGAUAUUAUAGACUUUCUGCAGGACCUGAUGUAUUUUUAGUACAUUGGAGAUCUCGCUGGAGUGUUGUGCGUGCAGAGCAGAGACAAAUCGCCGAGAAUUUUCGCUCAAUGCACCCGUCAGAUAUCGGGGAGAGAUUUAAACAACUCGGUGGGAGAGGACACACCACCUGUAUUUUGUAGGACCUGAAUUGAUCAAUUCGGCACCGCCAAUUUCCUUCGGGUUCACAGCCUCCGAGGAGGAGGAUUCGGAAAGGAACCAUGAUUUCCUUCGCGAGGGGUAGCUGGUUGAAUUUGGAAAUGUUGGUGAGGCUCCUGCUGGCCCUGGUGGUCUUCCAGGAAGGUGUGGCAUCCAGGAAGGAUAAAGAGCCGCUGUAUCUCUUGGGAAUGUUUCCGACGUAUUUGAAUCAGUCGAUGCACGUUAUCGGGAAGGACUGCCUUUUAUCGGCAAGGCUCGCCCUGAAACAUGUCAACGAGAAUCCGGACAUUCUGCGUGACUUUAGUCUGGAGAUGGUCGAAAUCGACACAGUGAAUCAAGAGGGCUGGACCGUGAACGAGUUAUUGCAGGAGUUGUUCAUGAACUACUCCGAGAGGAAAAACAACGUGAUCAUGAUGAUCGGCCCACUUCGGAAUGAAAUCACCCAGAUAGUGGCUCGUUCUACAAAGUAUUGGAACCUAUUGCAGAUUUCCUACGGUUCCCAUUCCCCUGAGCUUGCUGAUAGACAAACGUAUCCAUUACUCUACCGGACCAUCAUGUCAUCCACGGGUUACAACGAUCCAAGACUUCUCAUGAUACGCCAGUGGGGCUGGAAACGCGUGGCUACCCUUGGCCGAACCGAUCUAACCAUGGCUAUGGAGGACAUGCAAACAAAGCUCAUCAAUAACAGCAUUGAGAUAAUCGCUAAGGAGACGUACGAUGAUGACUUGGUGCAGCCUUUCAAGUUUUUCAAGGAAAAAGAAGUCAGAAUCAUCGUUGGGAACUUUUACGAAAAUCACGCUAAGUUUGUGUUCUGUGAGGCAUACCGUGCAGGAUUAUACGGCCCAAAAUAUGUGUGGAUGAUAUUUGGACAUUACCAUGCCAAUUGGUGGCUGUCCGGGGAUCUAAACGGAUGCACCCCCGAGGAGAUGUCGGCUGCCGUGGAAGGCGCUGUCUCGGUCGGCUUCCAGACGCUCAGUAAGAAGAACGUCGAAACCGUCGGCAAAAUUACACCAUCUGAUUACCGUGAGAUUAUGCUGAACAUGACCGGCACGGACUACAACACAGAGAUCAACCCAGCCCCCUUCUCGUAUGACGCCAUCUGGGCAGCAGCUAUAGCUCUUAAUUCCUCAAUAGCACGAAUCAAACCACAAACUCUGGAUCAGUUUAACUACAAUGACACAAACAUGAGCAUCGCAUUUAAGACCAGCCUGGACGAACUGCAGUUUAUGGGUGUGUCUGGUUUGGUUUCCUUCGACGCCGCCGGGGAUAGGCGAGGGGAAUGCCGUAUCAAAAGAAUUAUCAACGGGACUGAUCAUGAUAUUGGCUAUUACCGUGGAACAGACAGCAUCAUAUGGUACUACACGGUGGAAGAGAUUUUCGCUUCCAGUGGUGGCAAGCCACCAGAUGACCACGAUAUAACGGUGACGGACUACCAGAAGGACUCCGUGUCAUACGAGCUUCUGGUCAGCAUGACAGCCUUUGCGUCGGUCGGUAUCGCCAUGGCAUGCGGCUUCCUAGCAUUCAACAUAUUCUACAGGAAUGAAAGGUUGAUCAAGAUGUCUAGUCCAAACCUCAACGACCUUAUCAUUGUUGGCUGCAUCAUGAUAUACGUGACGGCAAUCUUACUGGGUGUGGAUGCCAGACUACUGUCGGAUAGUCAGCUUAAGAUAAUGUGCCAGUUCCGGGCGUGGUUGUUUGGCGUGAGUUUCACCCUCUCCUUCGGGGCUAUGUUCUCAAAGACGUGGCGAGUCUACAGCAUAUUCACAAACAAGAAAUUACAAAAACGGGUAAUCAAGGAUUACCGUCUCUUCGUUAUGGUAGGCAUCCUUCUCUUAAUAGACAUCGCAAUAUUGACACUAUGGCAGAUACUAGACAAUGUGACUGUGCGAAUCAGGGUGCUUAGCAAAAAGGACGAAAUACCAGAUAGACCUAACACUAUAGUGGUUCUACAACAACACAAUUGCGGUGGGGAACUCUCCACGUAUUUCAUCUGGGCGGUCUAUAUUUACAAAGGAUUACUGCUCGUCUUUGGUACGUUCAUUGUAUGGCAGACCAGAAAUGUGAACAUUCCAGCUCUGAAUGACAGUAAAUACAUAGGUCUGUCCAUCUAUAACGUGGUCAUAUUCAGCGCCUUGGGGGUGCCUCUCUCGUAUCUCCUAGCCGAUAACAGUGGCUAUACAUACGCCAUCGUUGGCGGUCUUAUCAUCUUUUGUACGACUCUCACGUUAUGUCUACUAUUCCUACCGAAGGUUUUGAGAAUCAUCUAUGGUUACGCGCCUGAAGAGGUCGGGACCCGAGUGAUGUCGAACAUCAACGGUCGACAGGGCACCAGGAACGGCCCGAGCGAGGAGCGGACAAGAAGCGUCAUGAUUGGUGGAGAGUACAGCACGGUGGUUCAGGACGAACGGGAACGAUCGAGUGAAGCCAAAAUAUAAUUCAAAUCAAACAAAACUUUGUAAAUAUAAAAACCGAAGAGCUGUACAGAAUGUAUCUAUAUACUUUUUGCCCCUCCAUGUACCUUUGUGGCUGGGGUGCCGUGACGGUUGUUUUUAACCCACACUUGACGUGAAAGAACCACCGAUGACAACACACUGUAACUUUGGAACCUAUUGGUGAAGACAAUGACACUGACCAGUAUCUUUUCGCAAAAUAUGUUUUGUGGCAUGGAGUUUACCUUGCACCUAACGUCACACUUCGUGAAUUGCACCAGAGAUCUGCUUGUGAGAUCACUUACAAAAUUACCUUUGACCUCACAUCACUCCACAUGGCGUUGGUGGUUCUGUAGAUUCUCGGUUAAACUUGACGUAUAUACAUGUGUAUACAUAUAAAGCCAACACAGUCAUGUCCUCCUUGCGUUAUAAGGACAGGGGACCAGUCUACAUGGAUGUCCCUAGUGAUUAAGCAUGCGUGCGGAUUUGGAUGUCGUUGGGGCUACCCUAUAACGCACUUUGUCAUCUUACUACUGUAUAUGGUUAUGAUUGAUCAGCAAGAUAGUCGCCACCAUCAGCCAAGAGCUGUAAACAUUGGUUACGUAUCACUAACUGAGAUCGUGACGUUAGGACAAGAUAUGGUGUUUGGAUGUAAUCGAUCCAUCACAGUGCUAUAAAACACGGCUUAUUUGUGAGUACAGUCUCACGAUGACACGUUCUGUCCACUCGCAUGAAGUCCACCCGGUCAUCGGCGAGGCAGUUUGCGUUAGUGUUUUGGAAAUCCCCAGCCAGAUCCCAGUGGGACUUUGGGACGCUUCCCUUACGUGUUAAGCCAUCCUCUAUGUUGUUUUGCCGUAUAAUACCAAAGAUAGCCGUGGCUUUCUGUUGGGUUCUGUUCUGUUUUCACCGACUCUAUAAACUCACCGUGUAAAGUUACUUUGCGUAAAUGGUGAUCCAAACAAGGCCAAAAUGCAACUUUUAGUGUGAAAACAAGCUUCGUAUGAUAUAAAAUUGGACCUGCAAAUCCCGUUAUAAACGCAAUGCACAAAUUGGUAAUCAAACACAAUUGUUUGCAUAUAUAUUGGUAAAUUGUAAUAAUUGUGUUAACAUGUGGAGAAAUGAUCUAAAUACAAUGGGAAUAUUGCUUGUCAACAUACAUCGCAUGAUAGAGUGAAAUAGAAAAACGUGACUGGAGACUUUCUUCCUUUGCGAGUUUGACUCCAAUUCGACAACCAUAAUUUUUGUUCAGCUGUGUUCAAGGGAACUCCAUUAUGAUUGUCUUCUCUCUUGGGUCUACAACACUUCUGCCUUUAUAUAAACAGAAAUUCACACAAGGUGAGCUUGCACGUUGACAACCCAAAACGGAGAUACCACGCGUCUUUGUGAUACACCCGAUGGCAAUCAGCCGUAGAGGACGUUGACACGGCAGUGUGACUUGCUCGCACAUGCCCAGCGCACGCCAUGGAAGAUUUGCAACGAGAGAUAAGCCGACCACUCACCUUGCCUGUGAGCAUUUUUUUCUUCACUAUAGAAUUGCCAUCCUCAAAAAAUGUUCCUGAAUUUUUGUUUAAGGGUUCCCUUUUUGGAAUCGAUUUAGAAGAAGACGAAAAUGCCACUACAACAGUUGCAAUUUUGUAAUGCAGAAAAACAUUGCGGCCUGGGAUAUACACACAACAAAAAGAGAGUUCGAAAGGCUAACUCAUUAGGAAAACCAUAGAGCUAGGACCCCUAGCUCUAUAGGAAAACAGACACUUUUGGCGAGGAGUCAAAUGCUUGAACAUGAACAUUUCCCCGGCAAUUGGUUUGACAGUUUGUCCGAGCAUUCAAUGUUCCUUGUGAUUGUCUGAAUACUUGCGUGCGUUCUCCCAUGACAACACAAUUGGGACUAACAGAAUGAUGUACCUUAUGUUUGAGUUUGAUCUCUCUUGACAAAUUGAAAUUAGCAGACUGUACGAAAAUGUCAUUUUCAUUACAAACCUUACGGGUAAUAAACGUAGGCCUUUUUCACGGAAAACAGUAUACUCAAAGGACCUUCUACAGAGAUAUUACUCAACUAUCUGAGAGCAACGAAUAAUGGUGAAGAUUCCCUAACUGCGCAGGAAAAAGUACACCUUUGGCGUUGAGUUCCAAUGCUUGGACGGGUAAUUAACAUUCACUCGGCAGCUACUGGUUUGCCAAUUUGUCCAAGCAUAAUUUGGAAUAACAGAUUGUUCGAACAUGUCAUGUUCGUUUCAAAUCUUACAGGAAAUACAUUGGAGUGGUAAUAAACGUAAAGCCCUUUUCAUUUGGAAAACAAAAUUCUCAGAGGACCCAGUAAAAAGAUAUUAUCCAUGUGAUGCACCUAAUAGACGAAUGUCUUCGGUCAUUCCGUAUAAUUGAAAGGGAAUGUCAAUUACAAGAACGUCUGGACUCAGAUCGGUUGGUGGAUCUUCUGAACAAAUUCUGAUCAAUCCAGUCCAUUUUUAUUACGGAUUCGUUUCUGUUUUCUGAAGUCAUUUUUCCCGAUAUCUCAGUCGUUGACCUGUUUCGCUUCACUCUGUUCUUUCUUGAGAACGAGACAGGUUGUAUAUGGCUUAUUUUGGACAGUUCGAAAGAUACCAAAAAUGGCUGCGGCAUGGUGUGUAUUUUUAUAGUCGUGCCAAACUGCAGCGUGAAGAUUCAAAUUCAUUCCCGAAUCUUCAGGUGGUUUAGAGUAACUCUCCUUCUCUCUCCAUUACUGCAUGUUCUGUCUUUAAAACUCAACGAGGAGACUAAAUUGAGAAUGGAGUGGAAAUAAUCUGGUCCCACUGUUAUGGAACUAUAUAAAGUGUUCGUGACCGCUACUACAUGCACAGGAACACGACAAUGUGACCUUAAGAUGAAAAAGCCCUUUGCAUAUAGCUUUGAUUUACACGCACUUGGAUUUCUCACCAAGGGAGACAAUUCUUGUCUCCUUCCUUUUGUCAUCCUUUUUUUAAACAGAAUAGUUUCUUCGUUUUAUUUAUCCCCCUGUGGAUCGUUCUGUCUCACGGCAAUCGCUUUGAACUCUCAUUUCAUGCCAGUAGAGUUCCGGACAACCGUUGGCAUUACCAAAUGAAACGAAAGCAACACCGGUGAAUUUCCCCACGGUCCCCGGUACGGUUACUUGAACAUAAUGGGUUGAUUCACACGGAGUUCGGUCUUUUCAUCAAAAUACCACGGAGGAGAAAAAUGUGCCAAUCAGAGACCUUUUUCAUUGGUUCUGCUUUUCACGGAUUUCUGUCUAUAUGGGCCUCUAUGCAGCCUCUAUAUAGGCCCCAUGUACGACCUUUCAGCAGCCGCUAUUAUACGCCAUCAUAUAGAGCCAUCAGAUUCUGGAAUUGAGAAAGGAUUCAUCAAUGAAUGGUCCACAACCAAAUGUCUUUUGUUGGUUGCUCGCUUGUUGUUGUCACGUUCAAUUUUUGGUGGCUUUGCUUUGAGUCUUUAAUCUUUGUUCACAUCUAUGACACGGGAGGACAUUUUGUAUGGGGCGGGUACAUUUUAGAGUAUUUAAAAUAGAAACCCCAAAGCUUUACUAACUUUCUCGUUAAAGCGUUUUCUCUCAUGUAACUGCGUUGUAUAAAGUAUUUAAAUAUAUACAAAUGUGUUUUUAACCAGGUAAAAACAAAAUAAGUGCUAUGUAAAAAAUGAAAUGAAAAUAAUAUAAUUGUCUGUACUUUAAAAUAGUAAACAAUAUAUGGAUAUAAAAUAGUAAUCAACACAUAUUUCAUUUGAAUUGUAUAUUAUAAACUAUAUUGUUUGGCCCUGGGUCAGUAUUACGAUAAGGGAGAGUAAUGAGUAGAGUAAGGGGCCCUUAAGUUUGAUAUUUAUCAGUUUAAAGACGUCCACAUGUUUGCUAUUUGGUGAAAGAUAUCGGCCCUAGAAUACAGUCAAAUUUGUUUUCCCACAUGAGUUUAUUUUUUAUAAUUUCAAUUCUGAAUCUAAAACAUGAUUGCUUGUUUGUUUGUUGUUUGUUUGUUUGUUUUUUGUUUUUUUGUUUGGUUAUUAAUAUUGCUUAAGUUGAAAACAAAAUGUAUUAUGCACAUGGCAGUCUGUACGCUGUAAGCGUUCCAAGUAAGGAAUAAAUUAUUAAUUUUUGUGUGGAUAACUGUUUUGCCUGACGUUUCGACCUAUAUAAUAGCAGAAUCUUUCUCAAAGGCUAAAAAAGAAAGACUUCGAAAAAGACUCUUCUAUAAGGGUCGAAACAUAACGCCACUGACUAAUUUUGUUGAAGUACGACAUAAUGUAAUGUUUUUGCAUAUACGCAAUCAACAACUAAGUAUAAUUUAAUAUAAAUAGUAUAUUACGCAUAUGUUAUGGGAUAGGCCUGUCAUGAUGCAUGCAUAGAUUUUGGCAAAAGUUUGAUCAAGUUUUUAUCAAUUCAUUCACAUGGUGUAAAUUUGAAGUUGAUUUGAUAACACAAAUUUUAAUUUCGGCUCGAAGUGGCUGCCAUUGUUUGUUAUCCUACCUACAUGGUUCACAAAGGACAAUUUGACCUGAUAACCAAAUAUAUUUAACAUGACAUGCGUUGAUUGUGUGCCAGGUUAAAUGCUUGUAUCAUCAAAGGCACAUCAUUCACCCAAAUAGUUCCCCUGUCGGACAUAC